AUGUCUACCCGACCGAGAGGAAGAUGGGUGAAAGAAUUACCGCUGUCCGAAAUCAUCGACGGCUUGGAGAAUAUCUGCAACGAGGACUGGAAAGAUACGGGUGUAAAAGACGUUGAGGGAGUGAAGCGGCUCUCGGGGCCAGGACUAGAGACCAAGGAGGUACCAGGAGUCACCGCUUCGGGGCACAAGUGGCCACAGAGGUUGCAUGAGAUGUGUUUUAUGUAUAUCGGGGACAUCGGAGAAGAACAACUCUACGACGUGUUCAAGAGAGAAAAGAACCUGGAAAACCUCAUGUGCCAACAAACAAACGGACAUUGUCACCCCAAGAACCUCAAGGUCAAGAAAGUGGACGACGAAUUGUGA
This is a messenger RNA of Branchiostoma belcheri (Belcher's lancelet), 363 nucleotides long. Its product is annotated as marginal zone B- and B1-cell-specific protein-like. Bases 1 to 363 code for a protein of 120 amino acids. Lineage: Eukaryota; Metazoa; Chordata; Leptocardii; Amphioxiformes; Branchiostomatidae. The record is from RefSeq and is a predicted model, not a curated record. Gene Ontology annotation, cellular component: extracellular region; endoplasmic reticulum chaperone complex. The transcript has 3 exons. Gene Ontology annotation, biological process: regulation of B cell proliferation.